Leptopilina heterotoma is the source of this 14056-nucleotide messenger RNA. RefSeq names its product dynein axonemal heavy chain 5 (gene Dhc1). Gene Ontology annotation, biological process: microtubule-based movement. Gene Ontology annotation, cellular component: dynein complex. The transcript is spliced from 31 exons. Lineage: Eukaryota; Metazoa; Arthropoda; Insecta; Hymenoptera; Figitidae. Gene Ontology annotation, molecular function: minus-end-directed microtubule motor activity; ATP binding; dynein intermediate chain binding. The coding region runs from base 1 to 14025 and encodes 4674 amino acids. The record is from RefSeq and is a predicted model, not a curated record.
AUGUUCGUUCAAGGACCACAAAUGGUCCCACAGGGAUCGGAAAAUACAGAAGAAUCUAGUGAGGAAGAAGCUACUGGAGAUGAUAUACUUCAGAAAAGACGUGAAGAAUGCGAGAGGAAAGCACGUCGGGGAGAAAUGGAUCCACGUCUCGAAUUUGCUUUUCAAUUAUUGAUGGACGCUACGGGACUUCCCCGCCACGAAGUAAUGGAUAAUGUUUUCGAAGGCGAUAUGCUUGACGAAAUUAAUCAAUUAUUCCUACCGCACAUGAAGUCAACUCUCAUGUGGUACUAUCAAGAAGUUGACGAACCGGAAGUUCCCAAAAUAACCGAGACGGUUGCACCAAAGACGAGCACCUCCAGACCACAAGGAAAUGCGACAGCGCCAAAAGUUAAGGAAAUAAAGGAACCAAAGGAUCCUCCAAAGAAGAAAUUAUUUCUCACUGAUGGUUGGCAGGUUCCCUGUUCGGGAAUUUGUGUCUAUAUGUUUCGAAUUAGUGUCACGAAACAAUUGCCGGAAGAGGGUUUUCAAAAGGAUCUCUAUACGGGUGUGAUUGACACCAGGAAAGUAGGAGUGAUACCAUCGAUUCAAAGAAUUGUUGAAUUUGUUUUUAUGGAUGCGCUCGCACAUCCUGGAAUUGAGGAUGACGACGACUGUUCCAUGAUUAAAAGUCUUCUACUUCCUGGUCUACGAUCAUUUUGCAGCGCUCUCAAAGUGUGCGAGGAAGUCGCCCAAGAUGGAAGCAUUUUCGAUGACGGCGAAUCACUAAUGGAUGACAUUCACAAUUUCGAGGAAGCCAAGAAUUUCGUUUCAAAUAUUCAAUUAGGGGAAAAAGUCGAAAAUCGAGUGCGUGUUUGGACGAAGAAUUUAAAGGAUUUCAUUCUUGAGAGUAAGCAAAUCCGAAGGGAAAAUGAUUGCUCCGGUCCCCAACAGGAAUUAGAAUACUGGAAACGCAGAGGUGCGCAAUUCAGUCAACUUGUCAAGAAAUUACAGGAUCAUGAGAUAAAAAUGUCACUCCUGUGCCUUCAAGUAAUGAGAUCGAAAUUGAUCAAAAAUUGGGUGGACACAGAAGAUGAGGUCACGUACUGCUUCAAUGAAGCGAAGGACAAUGCGAAAUUCAUCCAAGCUUUAGAAAAAUGCUGUCACUGUCUCUACCUUGACGAUCCGGUGAGAAUGCGAGACUCCUUGGUGUCACUUUUACAAACCGUGAGACUGAUUUACAGUGUCUCGAGAUAUUACAACACUUCGGAGAGAACCAGUUCGCUAAUGGUGAAAAUUACAAAUCAAAUGAUUGCAGCUUGUAGGGAUUACAUUACCCAACGGGGGCGGGAAAAUGUUUGGAGCCAGGACAGAAGUAUCGCGAGGCAGAGAUUGAAGCAUUGCUUACGAUUAAAUAAAGCCUACAGAGAAACGUAUCGUCUCGUGAGAUGCUCGCCAGCAAUUACAGAGAAGGAAUUCAUUUUCUCCGAGACGCAAGUUUUUGGAAGAUUCGAUUCAUUUUGUGCGAGAAUCAAAAAAAUUCUUACCAUGUUCGACCUUAUUGAAGUCUAUCAAGGUUUGUUCAAGAGGCGAAUGGAGGGCCUAUUACUAGGAGAAGCUUUGGAUGAAGCAAUGAAAACGUUCGACGAGACAAAGAAAAUAGCAACCAGCAAGUCCUACGACUAUCUUGAUCCAAGAAAUUUGGAAUUCGACAAAGACUAUGAUGAACUGAUGAAGAAGACGGAUAUUUUGAAAAAAGAUAUCGGCGAAAUAAUUGAGAAAAAUUAUGCCGACGUUUGGGAAACACCACAAAGUAUUCGUUUUCUAACUCGUUUUGAAAGUGUAAGCGCAAAAAUCCCCUUGACAAAAUUAGACGAAAAAUACGUCCUCGUCGUUCGGUAUUGUGACAAGGAAAUCGAACGAAUUUUGAAAUUGUUCAAAAAACAAAGGGACGAUCCACCAUUGCCGAGGCAUUUGCCACCAAUUGCUGGAAGAUUAAUUUGGGCACAUUCUCUAAAGGUCCAUUUAGAUGAUCUCGCAAAUUCAGUGUCUUGUCAUCCCAUCUUAAAAACACUGCCCGUGACAGUUGAUCUUAUAAAAAGAUACAAUCACGCUAUUUCCGUUGUUUCUCAAUACCAAACAGACAUUGGAGAAGUUUGGACUCAUCAAAAUGCCUGGGUGAUUGAAGAAGCAUUAAAAAAACCACUACUGGCACUAGAUCAGGAAACUGAGAAAGUGAAAGUGAAUCUAGACAGUCGAAUUCUACUGCUUCUUAGAGAAUCGGAUUGUCUAGUGAAAAUGAAACUGAAUCUACCAAUAGUUGCCCUGACAAUACUGUCCAAGAAGGAGCACUUUACACUCAUAAAUGAUUCCCUUCAAUUGUUGAUGGACGAAUUUGUCGCAACGUCAAGAAGAGUUAAAUUAGAAGUCAGACCACUUCUGUUGCCCCAUCUUGUCAGGGUGUCAUCCCUCCUGACACCGGGUCUUGUCUCCCUCACUUGGACGAAUACUGGAUGGAAGGAUUUUUAUCAGAACACUCUAGAUCAGAUAAAGACGUUCGGUAUCCUCAUUACCCGAGUUCAUGACGUCUACACCAACAGAAUCUUACAGGUUUUGGCAAGUAUGCAGAAAAUUACUCUUCACACUCUUCCUGAGGACGAGCCAUGGAAUGUGGAAAACUUUUUCGAAAAAAUAGAGGAAACGUGCAGAGCAGCUGCUCAAGAUUUGAAUCGAAAGAGCAUGAUGGUUGAGGAAGCUGUUGAAGAAGUUUUGGAAUUGGUGAAAAAUGCGGCUACGGCUUUCAAAAGUGUAACUGAUUCUGAUCAGUUCGAUUACCUGAAUGCUGAUGGUCAGGAAAAAGGAACCGAAACAUCAUCGCAACAGCAGCAGGAUUGGUCAGUGGUUUGGGCGUGUUUCGACAAUCCACAUCAAUUACUAUCAACACCUGGUGGCGGUUUAUCGAAAGGAAUGCAGGAAAUGGUCCGAAAUGCCGUUUCCGAAAUGCGACGUUACUAUUCUCGAAAAGUCGUCGAUGUACUGAUUAAAGUAACCCGAAGUUCUUUGGACGCAAUUAGAAAACGAUUUCUCCUCGAAAUGGAUUCAGAGAAACCAGCACAACCGGUAUUUUUACUUCACGCCACUUUAAUGAUACCGUCGGUAAUUGUUCGUCCAAGUUUAGACGAGGUACAAGAAGCUCUAUCAGCCGUUGGAAGAACGAUAUCCGGAGUGUCAAAAGGUGUAUCCCAAUGGAACGCUGGAGGAAGUAAAGGAAACGAAAAGCAUCACUGGAAGAGUUUGCCAUGGGCGCCAAAGAAGAAUCUAGGCGACAUUGUGUCAAAGGCGCAGAUCGACGCCGAGAAGAAGAGUUUAGAAAACCCAGAAGAUCCAAAAACAAGACGACGAAGAUUGUUCAAAAUAUUUUCCGAAGAGAGACCCGAAUUUCCAAUUCAGCUGAGGAAUUUCUACACUCUUGUUAUGGAGAAUAAGGAAAUUAUCAAAAUGCUAGGACUACUAAGUUCGUGUACAAUGGAUUUACGACAGGAUCUCAAUGAUUUUAUGGACAGAUGGAAACCGUACAAAUUCUUGUGGAAGAAUGAGAAGAGUGUUAGGGAGCUGUUACAAACUUCUUUGACGAAUUUCGAAAGUAUGCUGAGGAAACACGGCGAAUUGGAGGAUAAAUUAGCCACUGAACCGGAUAUGGUGAUUCUUGGAUCGUCCAUUGCUAUAUCGACGGAGAAACUCAAAUACGGACUUUAUAUGGAUAUUAAAGGAUCGACCCACAAGAUUGGACAAGCGAUGAAGAAGAAGUACCGUCGCGAAAUGGAGUACGUUUACGCAGUGAUCAACGAGAUGGAAAGGAAACUUGAUCGACAAAUACGUGACCUCGAUGACGUUCGCCUGAUAAUGGAGACUCUGAAAAAAAUUCGAGAGCAGGAAGUCGACAUGGAAUUAAAGAUCGAUCCGAUUGAGGAGGCUUUUAAUAUCGUCACCAGAUACGACGUGCCAGUCGAUCGUGAAUGCCUCGAACAAGUGGACAAUCUCCGUUACACUUGGCAACAACUACAAGCUCGUGCUCUAGACAGUCACGUCCUUCUUCUCACUCUUCAGCCACAAUUCGAGGAGGAAUUGCGGAACAAUUUGGAAAAGUUUCGUUACGACAAUGAGACGUAUUGCGAAGAGUACAGACACUCAGGUCCCAUGCAAGCAGGUCUCACGCCCCGUGAGGCAUCAGACAGACAGAUAUUAUUUCAAAAUCGUUUCGAUGGAAUGUGGAGGAAAUUACAAACCUAUCAGAGUGGAGAGGAAUUAUUUGGACUGCCAACAACGGAUUAUCCCGAAUUGUCACAGAUCAGAAAGGAAUUGAAUCUUCUGCAGAAAUUGUACAAAUUGUACAAUGAUGUUAUUGAUAGGGUUAGUAGUUACUACGAUAUUCCUUGGGGUGAGGUCAAUAUUGAAGAGAUAAAUAACGAAUUGAUGGAAUUUCAAAAUCGAUGUCGGAAAUUGCCGAAGGGUUUGAAGGAAUGGCCGGCGUUUUUUGCAUUGAAGAAGACAAUUGAUGAUUUUAAUGAUAUGUGUCCUUUGUUGGAGUUGAUGGCGAAUAAGGCGAUGAAACCGAGGCAUUGGCAGAGAAUUGUUGAGGUCACUAGUUUUACGUUUGAUUUGGAGAGCGAGGGUUUUUGUUUGAAGAAUAUUCUUGAGGCGCCUUUACUGAAGCAUAAGGAGGACAUUGAGGAUAUUUGUAUUUCGGCGAUGAAGGAGAAGGACAUUGAAGCUAAACUCAGACAAGUUGUUAAUGAAUGGUCAUCGCAUGAACUGACCUUCAUGACUUUUAAUAAUAGAGGCGAACUGCUGCUGAGAGGUGAUACGACAGCGGAAACAAUUGGACAACUCGAGGAUAGUCUCAUGAUUCUGGGUUCUCUGAUGUCGAAUCGUUACAAUGCACCGUUCAGGAAACAGAUACAACAAUGGUUAGGGGAUUUGUCGAAUACUAACGAAAUUUUGGAGAGGUGGUUGUUGGUGCAAAAUAUGUGGGUUUAUCUUGAGGCGGUCUUUGUCGGCGGUGACAUUGCUAAACAGUUGCCUAAGGAAGCAAAGAGGUUUAGUAAAAUUGACAAAAGUUGGCAGAAGAUUAUGCAAAGGGCUCAUGAAACACCUGGAGUUGUUCCUUGCUGCGUCGGGGAUGAUUUACUUAAACAACUGCUCCCACAUUUGCAGGAGCAAUUGGAAUUGUGUCAGAAAUCCCUCAGUGGGUACUUGGAAAAGAAGAGAAUGAUGUUCCCAAGAUUCUUUUUCGUCAGUGAUCCCGCCUUGCUGGAAAUUUUAGGCCAAGCUUCCGAUUCCCAUACAAUUCAGAAUCAUUUACUGUCAAUUUUUGAUAACACCCGAUUUGUCAAAUUCCACGAUAUCGAGUACAACAAGAUGAUGGCUAUCAUCUCAUCCGAGGGGGAAACUAUUAUUCUGGAGAGAGCAGUGAGAGCUGAAGGAUCAGUGGAAACAUGGCUGAUGCAACUUCUGCAAACUUCCCAACAAUCUUUGCAUUCGAUAAUUCGUCAAGCCUACGUUAUGAUAAAUGAUCAAAAUUUUAAUUUACUUCUAUUUCUCGACAAGAUGCCAGCUCAAGUUGGCAUUCUAGGAAUACAGAUGAUUUGGACAAGGGACGCGGAACUCGCUCUAAUGCAGGCGAAAGCGGACAAAAAAAUUAUGGGCGAAACGAAUAACCGAUUUUUAGAAUUGCUGAAUACUCUAAUUGAUCAGACCACUAGAGAUCUGACAAAAAUUGAUAGAACGAAAUUCGAAACUUUGAUUACAAUUCAUGUUCAUCAGCGUGACAUCUUCGACAUUCUGUGCCGUUUGAACGUUCGUUCAGUGAACGAUUUCGAGUGGUUGAAGCAAUGUCGAUUUUACUUCAAAGAAGACCUGGACAAGACUGCCAUUCACAUAACAGACGUUCAGUUUACUUACAUGAACGAAUAUCUAGGAUGUACGGAAAGAUUGGUGAUAACUCCACUAACAGACAGAUGUUACAUAACACUGGCUCAAGCUUUAUCGAUGUCAAUGGGAGGCUCUCCUUGCGGACCAGCCGGAACGGGAAAAACCGAAACAGUAAAGGACAUGGGGAAAACUUUAGCCAAAUACGUCGUGGUUUUCAAUUGCUCCGAUCAAAUGGACUACAGAGGUCUCGGUCGUAUUUACAAAGGACUCGCUCAAAGUGGAUCCUGGGGAUGUUUCGACGAAUUCAACAGAAUUGAACUUCCGGUUCUUUCGGUGGCCGCACAACAAGUAGCCGUCGUUUUAGCCGCUAAGAAAGAAAAAAAGAAGCAAUUUAUAUUCACAGAUGGAGAUCAAAUUGACAUGAAUCCCGAAUUAGGAAUAUUCAUCACCAUGAAUCCAGGUUACGCUGGUCGAAAGGAGUUGCCGGAAAAUUUGAAAAUACAAUUUCGAACAGUGGCGAUGAUGGUGCCGGACAGGCAGAUUAUUAUUAGAGUGAAACUUGCGAGUUGCGGUUUUCUGGAGAACAUCACACUUGCGAGGAAAUUUUACACUCUUUAUAAAUUAUGCGAGGAACAACUCACGAAACAAGUUCAUUAUGAUUUUGGAUUGAGAAAUAUUCUCUCGGUUUUGCGAACUCUUGGAGCAGCUAAGAGAACAAAUUCGAAGGAUUCAGAGAGUACGAUAGUGAUGCGUGUACUGCGAGAUAUGAAUCUUUCGAAACUGAUAGAUGAGGAUGAGCCACUUUUUAUAUCAUUGGUAGCUGAUUUAUUUCCCAAUCAAGUUCUCGAGAAGACGGCCUAUCCGGAAUUAGAGUCUGCGAUCGAUCAACAAAUUCAGGAAGCUGGUUUGAUUUAUCAUCCACCUUGGGUUUUGAAGUUGAUCCAAUUGUAUGAGACACAACGAGUAAGACAUGGAAUUAUGACCCUAGGUCCAACCGGAGCUGGUAAAACGACCUGUAUUCAUGUUCUGAUGAAAGCUUUGACCCAAUGCGGAGACGCUCACAGGGAAAUGCGAAUGAAUCCAAAAAGUAUAACAGCUGCUCAGAUGUUCGGACGAUUGGACGUAGCGACGAACGACUGGACAGACGGAAUUUUCUCGGCAUUAUGGCGAAAGACGUUGAAAUUAAAACCUGGAGAACAUGUUUGGUUGGUUUUAGACGGACCCGUCGAUAGUAUUUGGAUUGAGAACCUGAACUCGGUAUUGGAUGAUAACAAAACCUUGACUCUAGCUAAUGGAGACCGAUUAUCAAUGGCACCGACGUGUAAAAUUAUAUUCGAACCACAUAAUAUCGACAAUGCUAGUCCUGCGACUGUCUCGAGAAAUGGAAUGGUGUACAUGAGCUCUUCGGGUUUAGAUUGGAAUCCAGUUGUUACUGCUUGGCUGAAGGGACGAACACCCCUAGAGCAGGAAGUUUUCGAAAAAUCAUUCGAGGAAUCCUUCGUUCAGAUAUACACCUGGACAACCCAGAACGUUAUUCUCUCGAUCCAAGUUCUAGAGUGCAACAUGGUGAGACAAAUGUUGUGCCUUCUGGAAGGAUUAGUACCAAAGGAAGUAGAAGUCGAAAACGAGAAUGACGAAGACGAGGGGGAAAAGUUACAUCCCCAGCCAAUGACACCUGAACACCUGAGACGAUUUUACGUUUUCGCUUUAAUCUGGGGAAUAGGCACUCUACUCGAAACUGAUGACAGACUGAAAUUCGACCAAUAUCUCCGUAACAAUUUUGAAUCCCUAGAUCUACCAAAGUCGGAAAAACAUCCAAAGGCGACGCUAUUUCAUUUUUUCGUCAACGAGAAGGGUAAAUGGGAUGUUUGGAACAGUUUAGUGACAAACUACGUUUAUCCGGAUUAUGCAACACCGGAUUACAACAGUAUUCUAGUGCCAAUUCCCGAUAAUGUGAGAAUUCAGUAUUUAAUCGAUCUGAUAGGUCGACAGGACAGAGCAGUACUACUGACUGGAGAACAAGGUUCAGCCAAGACUGUCAUGCUGAAAGCCUAUAUGAAGCGAGCAAAUCCAGAAACAACUCUGAGUCGAUCCUUUAAUUUCAGCUCGGCAACAACUCCCUAUCAAUUCCAAAAGACAAUUGAAAGUUACGUCGAGAAACGAAUGGGAAACACUUUCGGUCCUCCUGGUGGAAAGAAAAUGUUGGUUUUCAUCGACGAUAUCAAUCUUCCACAAAUUAACGAAUGGGGUGAUCAAAUUACUAAUGAAAUUGUUCGACAAACGAUGGAUAUGAAAGGUUUUUACUCACUGGAGAAACCUGGUGAUUUCACCAGUAUUGUUGAUGUUACAUUUUUGGGCGCUAUGGGUCAACCAGGUGGGGGACGGAAUGACAUACCUUCGAGAUUGAAGAGGCAGUUUUGUAUUUUUAAUUGCACUUUGCCGAAUGAUUCGUCGGUGGAUCGAAUUUUUAGUGUUUUAGGCGAAGGACAUUAUAAUUCCAAACGGGGAUUUUCUCUUGAAGUGAGAAAUUUGGUAAAGAAAUUGGUUCCAUUGACAAGGGUACUGUGGCAGAAGACAAGGGACGCUUUGUUGCCAACUCCGGCAAAGUUCCAUUAUGUUUUUAGUUUGAGGGAUUUAUCGAGAAUCUGGCAAGGAAUGGUUGGAACUUUAUCGACAGUCAUUGAGAAGGAGAGUAUAUUGAUGCUAUUGUGGAAGCACGAAUGUACCCGUGUGUUUAGUGACCGAUUUACAUUAAAAGCUGAUAAAAAUUGGUUCGAUAAGGAAUUGAUCCAAGUUGUCAAGGAUAGCCUCGGUGAUUCUUAUACUAACAUGAUAAAUCUAGAUCCAGCUUUUGUAGAUUUUAUGAGGGACGCACCAGAACCAACGGGAGAGGAAGGAGAAGACACUGAUAUGGAGUUACCGAAAGUUUACGAACCAGUUUAUGAUCAUCAAGUACUAAGAGACAGAUUAGAAAUGUUUCUCUCGCAAUUUAACGAGAUGCAAAGAGGUUCCGGAAUGGAUUUGGUCUUCUUUCCGGACGCAAUGCUUCAUUUGGUGAAAAUUUCCAGAGUUAUUAGACACCCAAGGGGUAAUGUGAUGUUAGUCGGAGUUGGUGGUUCUGGAAAGCAGAGUCUAACAAAACUUUCCUCAUUCAUCGCCGGUUAUAAAACUUUCCAAAUCACCUUGACUAGAUCCUAUAACGUUGCGAACUUUUUGGAAGACCUAAAAUUUCUCUACAGAACUUGCGGCGGUCAAGGAAAGGGUACAACUUUCAUUUUCACUGAUUUGGAUAUUAAGGAAGAAGGUUUUUUGGAGUAUCUGAAUAAUAUUUUAAGUUCCGGUGUCAUUAGUAAUUUGUUCACUCGGGACGAGCAGGCGGAAAUUAUUUCCGAGCUCACUCCAUCGCUGAAGAGGGAGAAUCCAAAACGAACGUUGAACAACGAAAUUGUAAUGGAGCAUUUUCUGCAAAGAACGUGUCAGAAUUUACACGUUGUUUUCUGCUUCUCACCAGUGGGCGAGAAGUUCCGAAAUAGAGCGCAGAGAUUUCCGGCUCUAAUUUCCGGGUGUACGAUAGAUUGGUUCCAGCCAUGGCCACGUGAUGCUUUGACGCUAGUGGCGCAACAUUUUCUUCAUGAUUUCGAAAUAGCGUGUACUGUGGAAGUUAAAGGACAGUUGGUGAAUGCUUUAGGGACUAUACAGGAUGUUGUGGCGAAAACUUCUGCGGAAUAUUUUCAACGGUUCCGAAGAGCGACUCAUGUGACACCGAAAUCGUACCUGAAUUUCAUUGGUGGGUAUAAGAACAUCUAUCAUAUGAAGCAACAUGAACUGGGUGAGGGUGCAAAGAGAAUGGACACUGGAUUAGCAAAGUUAGAGGAAGCUUCGAUAUCAGUGGAAAUAUUAAAAAGGGACUUGGCUGUUAUGGAACAGGAACUUGUGCAAGCAUCCGAAAAGGCUGAAUCUGUAUUGUUGGAGGUCACCGAACGGGCGAUGCAGGCCGAGACUUUUAAGAAUCAGGUGCAGAAGGUUAAGGAGAAGGCUGAACUGCUUGUCGAGUGUAUUGCAAAUGAGAAAGCCCGAGCGGAGGAGAAAUUAGAAGCAGCUAAACCGGCUUUGGAGGAAGCUGAAUCUGCCUUAAAUACAAUUAAACCGGCUCAUAUAGCGACUGUACGGAAAUUAGGCAGACCACCACAUUUGAUAAUGCGAAUUAUGGACUGUGUGCUUAUUCUCUUUCAAAGGAAGAUUGGUUCCGUCGUUCCGGAUGCUACAGCUCAGUGUCCCAAACCUUCCUGGGCAGAGUCGUUAAAAAUGAUGGCCAGUGCGACUUUUCUCCUUCAAUUGCAAAACUAUCCAAAGGAUAUCAUUAAUAACGAAAUGGUAGAGUUAUUACAACCUUAUUUCAAAAUGGAGGAUUAUAAUAUGGAAACAGCCAGGCGAGUAUGUGGCGAUGUGGCAGGUCUACUGUCUUGGACGAAAGCAAUGUCUUUUUUUCAUUCCGUGAACAAGGAGGUUCUUCCCCUGAAGGCGAAUCUAACACUCCAGGAAGCUAGACUCAAGAUAGCUAUGGACGAUCUUGCAGACGCUGAACGCGAACUGUUGGAAAGGGAAAUGGCCCUUCAGGCUGUUAAGGAACAAUACCAUGCUGCAGUUUCCGAAAAGCAGCGACUAACCGAAGCGGCGAACGUUUGUCUCCGAAAAAUGACAGCUGCAACAGCUCUAAUCAACGGUUUAGGUGGCGAGAAGAUAAGAUGGACGGAGCAAAGUAAGGAAUUCAAAGUCCAAUUGGGGCGACUAGUAGGCGACGUUCUCUUAGCGACCGGUUUUCUCUCCUACUGUGGCCCGUAUAAUCAGCAAUACAGAGCGACCCUAGUAUCAUCUUGGAUGAACAUCCUGACAACUAGAACAAUUCCCUUCACCCAAAAUCUAAACAUAAUCAACAUGCUAGUCGAUUCAUCCACAGUCUCCGAAUGGACCCUACAAGGUUUACCAAAUGACGAACUCUCGGUACAGAAUGCUCUGAUCGUAACGAAGUCCUCCUCCUAUCCUCUGCUGAUGGAUCCUCAAAAUCAAGGGAAAAUGUGGGUUAAAAACAAGGAAUCAGCCAAUGAACUGCAAAUCACGUCCCUUAAUCAUAAAUACUUCCGAACUCAUCUCGAAGACAGUUUAUCCCUAGGAAGACCCCUUCUAAUCGAAGACGUUGCCGAGGAGCUCGAUCCUGUCAUCGACAACGUUCUCGAAAAGAACUUCAUAAAAUCCGGCUCUAUCGAAAAAGUCAUCGUCGGCGACAAGGAGUGCGACGUCAUGCCCGGUUUCAUGCUUUACAUAACAACAAAACUUCCCAAUCCCGCCUACAGUCCGGAAAUUUCGGCCAAAACUUCAAUAAUAGAUUUCACUGUCACAAUGCAAGGUUUGGAGGAUCAGCUCCUUGGUCGUGUGAUUCUAAUGGAAAAAUCCGAACUCGAAGCUGAGAGGGUAGCACUAUUCGAAUCGGUAAUGACCAAUCAGAGAUCGAUGAAGGAACUUGAGAGCACUUUACUACACAGACUAACAUCAUCCGAAGGUUCACUGGUAGAUGACGAGGCUCUUAUAAACGUCCUCCAAGAAACGAAAUCCACAGCCGAAUCAGUCAAUGAAAAAUUACAAGUCUCAGCUCUUACUGAGAAAAAAAUCACAAUCGCCAGAGAAGAAUUCCGAGCCGUCGCCGCACGUGGUUCAAUCCUCUAUUUCCUCAUCGUCGAAAUGUCAAACGUUAAUGACAUGUAUCAGAAUUCAUUGAAACAAUUCUUGACAAUUUUCGACAAUUCGAUAACAAAAUCAACGAAAAGUUCCAUAACACUAGAACGAAUUGACAACAUUCUCUGUCAUCUUACCCACGAGGUGUGGGCAUUCACAUUGAGAAGUCUUUACGAACGGCACAAAUCAUUAUUCACUCUGAUGCUUGCGAUGAAAAUUGAUUGUCAUCGGGGAAUAAUUUCUCACGCUGAAUUCAUGGCGUUUAUUAAAGGCGGAGCAUCACUCGAUCUUAAUGCAGUGGCUCCAAAACCCUUUCGUUGGAUUUUAGAUAUCACUUGGUUGAAUCUGGUGGAAAUUAGCAAAUUGGAAGUGUUUUCGGAAGUGCUGACGAAAAUUGAAUUCAGUGAAAAAGAAUGGAGACAAUGGUACGAGAGGGAGAGACCGGAGGAGGAGGAUCUUCCUUGUGGUUAUCAGAAGAGUUUGGAUGUAUUUCGAAAACUUUUGAUGAUCCGCUCGUGGAGUCCGGAUAGAACAUUGUCGCAGGCGAAGAAAUAUGUUAUUGAAUCUUUGGGCAAGGAGUAUGGCGAGGCGAAAAUUUUGGACUUGGAGGCAACUUGGCUCGAGUCUGAACCACGAACUCCUCUUAUUUGUAUUUUAUCAAUUGGUUCUGAUCCAAGUCCUCAAAUUACGAUCCUGGCGAAGCAGAAAGCAGUUCAACUACGAUCAGUUUCAAUGGGUCAGGGUCAAGAGUAUCAUGCAAGAAGAAUGAUAAGUGACGCAAUGAACGAUGGUGGUUGGGUGCUUUUGCAAAAUAUUCACCUAUCAAUCCCAUUCUGUACGGAAGCAAUGGACGUUUUAGUUGAGACUGACAAUAUUCACGAUUCCUUCCGACUAUGGAUGACAACAGAAGUGCAUGCACAAUUUCCAAUUGGAUUGUUACAGAUGGCUAUAAAGUUCACGAAUGAACCACCUCAGGGUAUAAGAGCCAGUUUGAAGCGAACUUAUCAAGGAGUUAAUCAAGACACCUUGGACUACAGUACUCAACCUCAAUGGCCUCCUCUUCUGUACGCUGUUGCAUUUCUUCACACAGUCGUUCAAGAACGAAGAAAAUUUGGUCCACUAGGCUGGAACAUUCCUUACGAAUUCAAUCAAGCAGAUUUUGCAGCAUCCGUCCAAUUCAUUCAGAAUCAUUUAGAUGACAUGGAUCCGAAGAAAGGAGUCUCUUGGCCAACCGUUUGUUACAUGCUUGGAGAAGUGCAAUACGGUGGAAGAGUUACUGACGAUUUCGACAAACGUCUACUCACCACCUUCACUCAUGUCUGGUUCUGCGAUGUACUUCUUCGUCAGGGAUUUGAAUUUUACAGAGGUUACAGGGUACCACAAACGCGAAAUCUUCACGGAUACCUCGACUAUAUAAACAAUCUGCCGGCGAAUGACACACCAGAAGUUUUUGGACUUCAUCCGAAUGCUGACAUCACUUAUCAAAUAAACACAGCGAAGGGUAUUUUGGAUACAAUUCUGAGCGUUCAACCAAAAGAAGGUGGCUCCCAAGGUGGUGAAACGAGGGAAAGUGUCGUCUACAGAUUGGCCGAUGAUAUGCUCAAUAAAUUACCGAAACAGUAUAAUUCCUUUGAAGUCAAGGAAUCGCUACAAAGAAUGGGACCAUUGUUACCGAUGAACAUUUUUUUGAGACAAGAAGUCGACAGAAUUAUGAGAGUGAUUAAGGAGGUGCACACUACCUUGACAAAUCUAAAGUUGGCAAUCGAUGGCACAAUAGUAAUGAGCCAAAAUUUACGUACAUCCUUGGACGCGAUGUACGAUGCAAGAAUUCCCGAUAAAUGGUCGAAAAUAUCAUGGGAAUCAGCGACUCUAGGUUUCUGGUACACGGAAUUAUUGGAAAGAGAUUAUCAAUUCCGUCAAUGGUGUAAUAAUGGAAGACCAACUGCAUUUUGGAUGACUGGAUUUUUCAAUCCUCAGGGAUUUUUAACCGCAAUGCGUCAGGAAGUUACCAGAGCACAUAAAGGAUGGGCUUUGGAUUCAGUCGUUCUGCAAAAUUUAAUAACUCGUUACAAUAAGGAAGAUAUCAAGGAUCAACCACAAGAGGGUGUUUACGUUCACGGUCUAUUCCUCGAGGGGGCAUCAUUGGAUCGAAAAAGUGGAAAACUCGUUGAAAGCAAGUCAAAAGUUCUCUACGAGCAAAUGCCAGUAAUUUAUAUUUACGCCAUUAAUACAACUGCAGGUAAAGAUCCAAAAUUAUACGAAUGUCCAAUUUAUAGAAAACCCCAAAGAACUGAUCAAAAAUACGUGGGAUCAAUUGAUUUCGAAACAGAUUAUAAUCCACGACAUUGGACUUUACGAGGAGUUGCCUUGCUAUGUGAUAUCAAAUAGAAAAUCAAUUGUUUUAAAAUAAGUGCAGGGC